GGCGGUGGUAGUGGUAGCGGUGGUGGCGGUGGUGUUGGUGGCGAUGGUGGUUUAAGGUUUUUAUAAGGUUUUAUAAGGUUUAGUACAAAUAUGAAAAUUCAUAAGGCAUAUUCUGCCGAGCCGAAGCUCCCUGGCAGAAAGACAAUGAAGUUCGGGUGAUUCACUCAGCACUGACUGGCAACACACAAAUAAUAUAGGUGAUUAUAAUUAUAGAAGUAAUAAUCAGUAAAUUUGACAAUAUUUUUAUAAUAAAAGAGCAAACUAGUAACAAAGAAAAUACAUAAACAUAAAUACCUUGAACUUUCUUUUGUUAUUAUAUGCUAAAGAACCAUUUUUAAAUUAUAGUUGUAGAAAGUAGUGGCAGGUAGAAUCAAAUCAUUAUUUGGUGGCGGUGGUGAUGGCAGUAGUAGUCGUAGUGGUGGUGGUGGUGGUGGUAGUGGAGGGUGGUGGCAAUAAUGAUGUGUGUUGCAGAAGGGCUGUGUUUCCUUGAGAGAGUGAGUACGAGUCUCUUGCAGUACCAGUAGUAGUAGUAGUAGUAGUAGUAGUAGUAGUAGUGGUAGUAGUAGUAGUAGUAGUAGUAGUAGUAGUAGUAGUAGUAGUAGUAGUAGUAGUAGUAGUAGGAGUCGUAGUAGUAACAGUAGAAGUAGUAAUAGUGGUAGCAGUGAUGGUGGUGGUGGAGGGUGGUGGCAAUAAUGAGUUAAUAAGAAGUAGGUGGGGUAGGUGAGAUAUUUUGUGUGAGAGAAGAAUGUGUAACACUGGAAAGGAAGAAUGCAGAUGAACUGGAUGAAAGAAUCAAUAGGGAUGAAGUGGAGAGGUGUGUGAGAAGGCAGAAGAAUGGCAAGGCAGCAGGUCCAGAUGAUAUACCCUAUGAGUUCUACAAGAAUGGUGGGGAGGUAGUGAUAGACAGAAUGACUGAGUUAUUCAACCGAGUGUGGGAUGAAGAGAGAGUGCCAAGAAAGUGGAAUGAGAGCCGAGUGUGUCUGUUGCAUAAGGGAGGAUUUAAGAGUAAGAAUGAGCUGAAGAACUACAGGCCAAUUGCAUUAGUGAAUACAGUAGGUAAAGUUUUCAGUGCAGUGUUGAAUGAGAGACUGUGUAAAUGGAUUGAGAGAGCUGGAGUGCUGGGUGAAGAACAGAAUGGUUUUCGUAGGGACAGGAGAGCUGAGGACAAUAUGUUUGUGGUGAAUGAAAUGAUUGAGAAGAAAAAGAAGGAUGGGGGUAAAUUGUACCUAGGUUUUUUGGAUAUAGAGAAAGCUUAUGAUAGAGUGAACAGAGAAAUGUUAGGUAGAGUCUUAGAAAAGAUUGGAUUGAGUGCAAAGAUAGUUAACGUAGUGCAAAGUAUGUAUGUGGACACAAGAGCUAGAUACAGGCUAGGAGACAUAGAAACAGACUGGGUGAAGAGUGAGAGAGGAGUUAGGCAGGGCUGUAUAUUGUCACCAACCCUUUUUAGCCUGUAUACAGAGGAGCUAGCAGCCAGGAUGAGAAGAAUGAAUGUAGGGGUAAGUGUGGGGAAUGAUAAAGUAUGUGUGCUCCUUUAUGCAGAUGAUGUAGUUGUUAUGAGUGAAUCGGCAGAUGAGCUUCAAAGUUUGUUGGAUGUAGUGGAUGGCUAUGGUAAAGACUUUGGAGUAAGGUUUAGCAGUGAGAAAAGCAAAGUAAUGAUUGUGAAUAGGUCAGAGGAUGAAAGUAAUGUGGUAUGGAGACUUGGAGAGAAUGAGUUGAGAUAGGUGCAAGAAUACAAGUACUUAGGGAUGUGGAUGAGUCCUAGUGGGUGUGCAAAGGCAAAGAAUGAAAAGAUAAGUAUGGUAAACCAGUGGGUAGGUCGAUUGGGAAGCGCGGCAAGGAUGAGAGCAAGUAAGUAUGAUGUGUUGAGAGAAGUGUGGAAGAGUGUGGCUGUGCCAUGUAUAAUGUAUGGUAUGGAUGUGAUUGCAUGGAAGGAAAGUGAAAUUGAUAAGUUAGAAGUGGGCCAGAACAAAGUAGCAAGGAUGGCACUGAGUGCACCGAGGUGCACAGCAGUUGAAGCCUUGAGAGGUGACAUGGGAUGGAGCACCUUCAGAGAAAGACUCACAAAAGCCACACUUAGGUACAAGAUUAGGCUUGAGAGAAUGGAUGAUGCAAGAAUAGCAAGGAAGGUGUACCUGUGGAAUGAAAGUGGAAGCAAAUGGAGGAAGAGAUGCAUGAGAAUGACAGACAGGAAUGAAUUGCAAGUUGUGUGGGCGAUAAGAAUGGCUGCUAGGAAUCAAAAUGAGCGUGAAUGGGUGGUAACAAGAGGAGGAAGAGUGGGAGCCGAAUGGGAUGUGAGAAAAUGGAAGAAUGAGAUAGACAAAGAAGUGAAAUGUGUGGGACUGAAUGAAUGGAAGACUGAGAUGGAAAGAAAGAAGACCCUGGAAUGGUACAAGGAGAAAGAGGCCCCGAGGUAUGAAAGGUGGUAUGAUGGAAGCCUGGGCGGUGAUCUUCUCUUCCGAGCGAGGGCACAGUGUAUGGAUGUGAAUGCAAGGAGUUACAGGUGGUCUGAGUCCCGCAGCAAAGUGUGCCAGAUGCGUGACAUGGGAGAGGAUGAGACAGUGGAACAUGUGGUGCUGGAGUGUGUGCAGUAUGCCAGAGACAGGAAUGAGAUGAUGCAAGUGAUACUGACUGAGUUAGGGCAUGAUAGGAAUGAAAGAGUGGAGAAGACAGGAAAGGAAUGGAUGGUGUUGUUGCUGGGACUGUGUAGAGAGGCCAAUGAAAGGAUGAUUGAGGCGGUGAAAGAGUUUCUGGAGAGAAUGUGGCGUGCCAGGUGUAUGAACAAUUAGGAUAGAGGAUGCUGUUCGUUUCUCUCUUUUUUUUUUUUUUUUCCCUUUCUACAGGAGUUGCCGAUCCAAAGGCCUGGCUCAGGAGUGAUCCUGUGCCACCUGUACCAUCAAGAUCAAGAUCAAGAUGGUGAGUCUGCGUACAAAAUUGCAUCGGAGGGGUUGAUAGAGGCAGCCACAAUUAUCCAUCAUCAUCGGCGACACCAUGGCUCUUGAGAAGACCUCCUCUUCUCUCUUCCCAUCUCUUCCUCCUCCUAGCCCAACCAAGCCUAAUUCUCUCUCUCUCUCUCUCUCUCUCUCUCUCUCUCUCUCUCUCUCUCUCUCUCUCUCUCUCUCUCUCUCUCUCUCUCUCUCUCUCUCUCUCAGACAGACAGACCUCAAUGACAGCGUGGUGAGCGAGGAGGGGGAGUCAACCAGCAGAGUAGGGGAGCAUGACCCCUACUUUGAACCAGUGGUGACCUUGCUGGAGGUCUUCGUGGUUAGUGAUGAUGACCAGGAGGAGGAAAUGAUGAGACUGAGUUUCGAGAUCAGGCAGUACAAGCUGUUUCAUUAUCACACCUCUGAGUCGCCCCCACAGUGGAAGGAACGGGGCAUGGGGGCCAUUAACAUUCUGAGGAACAAGCAGAAGAAGGCUGUGGAGUUUGUUCAGCAGCAGAAUUAAUGCCAGUGGUUGAGUUCAGAUCCUCCAAGACACACACACACACACACAGCAGCCCCUCCACCUCCCCACAGCCCUCCACAGCCCCUGACACAGCAUCUGACACAGCCCCUUCACAGAACACCACAUACCUCACACAUACAUAAGAACAUAAGAACAUAAGAAAUAAGGGAAGCUGCAAGAAGCGACCAGGCUUACACGUGGCAGUCCCUGUAUGAAAUAUACCUACCUAUUUCCAUCUGUUAUCCCCAUCCAUAAACUUGUCUAAUCUUCUCUUAAAGCUCUCUAGUGUCCUAGCACUAACAACAUGAUUACUGAGUCCGUUCCACUCAUCUACCACUCUUUUUGAGAACAAUUUUUUUCCUAUCUCCAUCCUAAACCCAAAUUUUUCAAGCUUGUACCCAUUAUUUCUUGUUCUACCCUGGUUGCUGAUCCUAAGAAUUUUGCCUACAUCCCCCUUGUUAUAACCCUUAUACCACUCAAAGACUUCUAUCAGGUCCUCUCUUAACCAACGUAUCUCUAAAGAAUGUAAAUUUAACAGCUUCAACCUCGCCUCGUAAGGAAUACUCCUCAUCCCCUGUAUCCUUUUAGUCAUUCUCCUCUGUAGUGAUUUUAAUAGACCUAUAUCUUUCCUGUAAUGUGGGGACCAGAACUGCACAGCGUAGUCUAGAUGAGGUCUGACCAGCGCCAAGUAUAACUUUAAUAUUACUUCCGGCCUUCUACUUUUAACACUCCUAAAAAUCACACACACCACAGGAGCCUCACAAACAGUCUCACAGCCUUCACAAGCAGCCCCACACUCCACCACAGACACACCAGACCCACAGCCCUUCACCUCACCCACUUCCCAGCCCCCCACAGCCCCCCGGCCACCACAGAUGAAGUCAAAGGGAGGGACUGUGGCUUCACCCAGCCAGCCAGGACAGCCUACAGAGAGGGGGUAGUCCCAGUCAAGUCACAAAAUAUAGGCUUGGUUCUUCCUACAGUUUGAAGUCAAUGAUUGGACAGGCCAGACAGCUUAGUGGCAGAGCUGCAGGUGGUCCUCGUCAGCUUCCUGGUGGCACAGGUGUAGGACGGCUGGGAGCAGUGGAGGUGCCUGAUGGGGCAGCUGUGCCGGGCAGAGGGGCUGCUACUGCUGCUGCUGCUGCUGCUGCUACUGCUGCUGGGGAGAGCCACACUUGUAUGACCCAUGGUUACUGACCUCGACUCAAACACCAUCGUGGCACUCUCUUCCCUGUUAAACUUGCCGGGAUCCAUUGUAAUGUAAGGGGUAUUGAAUGUGAGCGAUGAAACAAGAAGGUAGUGGCAAGGGGGAAAUGUACAGGGGAGCGCAGGAGAGACGCCUCUCUCCACUGUGCCUGACAGUCUCUCAGUGAUUGAAAGACUGAGCAUAACAUCUUCAGGGCACGUGGUAACACGGAGAGGAAGUGGAAGAAAGCUUGGAACGCUCCCAUAACUCAGGAGCAAGAGGUACACCAUACUGGAACCUUGUGACUGACAGAUCUCACUUGUGUUGGCUAACAUUCUGUCUGCAAUCAGUCCGGUAGUGCCAUGUUGCAGGCUCUGACGUCAGGAAGAGCCAAAUGGAGGGUGUGUCUACAGCCAGUACUGGGUGUGCUGCUGCUGUACAAGUGCCCCAAGCCAGCUGACUCCACCAGUGUAUUAUCUAGUCCAGGUUGCAUUGCUGUGUGUAUGACUUGUAUGUCUUUGCCAAUAAAUAAAUUUGUGACUACUAUUAUAUAUGUGAAAUAAAUAUAUAGUUUGCUAACAACAAUGUGCUGGUAUAGUGUAAAAUAAAUAUUUGGUGGUAACAAUUCAUGCCCUCAAGGUAAUAAAAAAAAAGUGCCAGGAUUGGCCCAAGGCCCAAAAAUAAAGUUUAAGGUAUGAUUUGCACAGAAGCCCCAUCCCAACGACACCAGUUGCUGGCACAGGGCUUCUAUGCGUUUUUUUUUCAGGGCAUGACCUGUACUCUGCCUGAAACUUUAUUUACACAAGAUGGAAUACUGAAUGUUUAUUGUUUUACUGUGAAUGUUAAGUGAAUAAAUACACAACAGGAUAAUAAACAUG
Messenger RNA from Scylla paramamosain (green mud crab), 5508 nucleotides. RefSeq lists its product as uncharacterized. The transcript is spliced from 8 exons. The record is from RefSeq and is a predicted model, not a curated record. The coding region runs from base 1746 to 2786 and encodes 346 amino acids. Lineage: Eukaryota; Metazoa; Arthropoda; Malacostraca; Decapoda; Portunidae.